Messenger RNA from Nymphaea colorata (pocket water lily), 1885 nucleotides. RefSeq names its product ATP-dependent 6-phosphofructokinase 2. Gene Ontology annotation, molecular function: ATP binding; 6-phosphofructokinase activity. Gene Ontology annotation, cellular component: cytoplasm. The transcript has 2 exons. NCBI's taxonomy places the organism in Eukaryota, Viridiplantae, Streptophyta, Magnoliopsida, Nymphaeales, Nymphaeaceae. Bases 50 to 1504 code for a protein of 484 amino acids. The record is from RefSeq and is a predicted model, not a curated record. Gene Ontology annotation, biological process: glycolytic process; fructose 6-phosphate metabolic process.
ACUCCUCGUUGCCCCGUGAAACGGAAGACCUUCUUCCCCUUCCCGCCCCAUGGAGGACCAAAACCAGGGAACCCCCCAAACGGCCGGUCGCCAUCCCGCCGGAGAACCGGAAGACGGCCCCGAUGUGUCCGUGGAAGGCAACCUGGACGUCGUCCCGCCGAUGUCCAUCAGGCUGGAGAAAGUUCCCCAGCUCACCGACUACCUCUCUGGCCUCCCCUCCUACACAAAUCCUGUCCAGCAUAACCAGUUCUACCAUCCGACGGACGGCUUCUACCUCUCGGCGUCCGACGUUGUUAUCCAGAAAAUCUUCUUCGACCUCUCUGCCGUGCCUUUCCGAUGCUCGACCCCCAACCUGCUGUACCCGCGAGCCGGACCGCGCUCGGAGAUCCGCUUCGAUCCGGCGGAGGUUAGGGCCGCCAUCGUCACCUGCGGCGGGUUGUGCCCCGGCAUGAACACGGUCAUCCGGGAACUCGUCGUCGGUCUAUGGGACCUCUAUGGCGUCCGCGAAAUCUUUGGCAUUCGUGCCGGAUACCGGGGAUUCUACUCGUGGGAUCCGAUCAAACUGACCCCCAAGUGGGUUGAUCAUUGGCAUAAGAGCGGGGGGACGAUCCUUCAGACGUCUCGGGGUGGGUUUGACCUCAAGAAGAUCGUGGAUGCGAUUGAAGCGCGAGGGUUUAACCAGCUUUACAUAAUUGGCGGUGAUGGCACAAUGAGAGGUGUGGUGAAGAUCUUCGAGGAAACCCAGAGGCGAAACCUGAAAAUUGGAGUGUGUGGAAUUCCAAAGACGGUGGACAACGACAUCGGGAUCAUCGACCGGUCCUUCGGCUUCCAGACUGCCGUGGAGACAGCCCAAGCAGCGAUUAAUGCAGCACAUGUAGAAGCCGAGAGUGCCGUGAAUGGGAUCGGUUUCGUUAAGCUUAUGGGCCGCAGCACCGGUCACAUUGCGCUGCACGCAACCUUGAGCAGCCGGGACGUAGACUGCUGCUUGAUCCCGGAAAAUGACUUCUAUCUCGAAGGCAAAGGCGGGCUAUUCGAGUUCCUGGAGCAGCGCCUGCGGGAGAACGGUCACGCCGUCUUGGUCGUCGCAGAAGGAGCCGGCCAGAACUUGAUUCCCCGGACGGAAUCGGAGAAGGAACAGAGGGACGAGUCGGGGAACCCUGUUCUGCUGGACGUGGGGCACUGGUUGAAGUCUGAGCUGAAAAAUUGGUGGGAGAGGGAACAUGCUGAUGAGCUGUUUACGGUCAAGUACAUCGAUCCUACCUACAUGAUCCGCGCCGUGCCGGCGAAUGCGACGGACAAUCUUUACUGCACACUGUUGGCGCACUCGGCCAUACAUGGGGUGAUGGCCGGCUACACAGGGUUCGUGCCUGGGCCGAUCAAUGGGAACUAUGCCUACAUACCGGUGGAGCAUGUUGCACAAGCCAAGAAUGUGGUGGAUACGAAGGACCAUAAGUGGGCUUGGGUGAGGUCCGUCACCAACCAGCCUGAUUUUGCCAUGCGCUAGAAGCAUUUCUCCCUUUGGAUCGAUGUUAGGGGUUCGCUGCCUCUGCUGCCAUUGCAUGUUAGGAGUCAGCCCACUUCGAUUCGUUUCACUUAUAGAUGGGGAUUUGGCUCCUCUCCAUUGAAACAUCUCUCUCUUUCUCUCUCUCUCUCUCUCUCUCUCUCUCUCUCUCUCUCUCUCUGUGUGUGUGUGUGUGUGUGUGUGUGUGUGUGUGUGUUUCCCCCUUCAGGUCUUUCUGGAGCAAUUUUUUGGGUUAUGAGAGGGAUAGGCUUAACCGUCGUCAAGUUUGUGCUUUUGUUCCUCUGUUGGCUCGGUUACGGUCUCACCUGUGUUUGUUCUGUGUGAUUGGCUAAUGGAUUGUGUUACUGGGUGAUUGCCUCUGCU